Molecule: messenger RNA, 1101 nt
Organism: Linepithema humile (Argentine ant)
Lineage: Eukaryota; Metazoa; Arthropoda; Insecta; Hymenoptera; Formicidae
Source: RefSeq, a predicted model, not a curated record
AUGGAGUGGCCAAGCCAAUCACCUGACCUAAAUAUUAUCGAACCAUUGUGGGAAGAGCUGCAGAGGCGUUUGGCCAACAAGCGAGCUACAAAUACGGCCGAAAAAUUUGCCCAACUUGAGAAAGAAUGGAAGAAAAUCCCUCAAUCGACAAUUAACACACUAAUCGACUCCAUGCCUAGACGUUGCCAAGCUGUAAUCGAUGCCAAAGAUAAUUAUAAAAAGGCACUCCAAAAAGCGAGGAAGGCAGAAGAAUUUUCUGAUUUAAACUCCCAAUCAGAGAAUGAUAAUUUGACUUUGCCAAAAAGAAAAAUGCAGAAAAAAUAUAAAAAUUCCGACGAAAAUUCUGAUGAAGAGAAUAUAUUACCGAGUCCUCCACGUAUUCAGAAUGCAUUAAAGACAGUUACCAAAAACACUGAACCAGUGACUAAAACAAUGGUGGAAAAUAAUACCAUUACAAUACCAUCAAAGAUCACUCAUUGUCAGAGUUCUGCUAACAAUCCAAACGAAAGUUCCAUUAAUGCAAACAAUAACGACAUUAUUGUUCUCAACGUUCCGUCUUGUUUAGAAUGUACAUGCUGUCCUGUGCAUAAAGGAAUUAUUUUUAAUGAAAGGGCACUUGUAAAUAGAAAUAUCAAUGAAAAUGCAUAUAUAACUAUGCAUACGAUUUUUCAAUUUCCGUUGAAGACCGUCGAACAAGUGGAAGGUGAAUUAGAUGCCUACUUAAAAGACGCCGAGAAUUUUAAAUCAGUGGUAAAUGAAAUGAAGAAAAUAGGCGGAAAUAGUGUGUAUUUCGUCAAGCGUGUCCUUCAGGUACAUAUUUCUAAUGAGUUAGGUUCUCAAUAUAGCUGGCUCGGAUUAAAGAAGAAAAGAGUCUUCAAAAAUUUCCGUUUCACCGAUGCCAUAAUUAAUUCUACCCAAGAGAUAAUGCAAGGUUCAAGUAAAAAAGAUAUUGAAGAAGCUAUUAAAAAGUGGCUCCGACGAUGUAAAGAGAGGAUGGCCAAUGAAAAUAAAAGACCAGCUGCCCUACAACUUGAAAAUUUUGUUGAUAAUGAACAAUCGGAAUAAUACUAUCAACUUAUUCAACAAGUUUCAUAUUCGUAU